Messenger RNA from Cucumis melo (muskmelon), 1063 nucleotides. RefSeq names its product short-chain dehydrogenase RED1. The record is from RefSeq and is a predicted model, not a curated record. Gene Ontology annotation, cellular component: endoplasmic reticulum. The transcript has 3 exons. Lineage: Eukaryota; Viridiplantae; Streptophyta; Magnoliopsida; Cucurbitales; Cucurbitaceae. Gene Ontology annotation, molecular function: oxidoreductase activity. Bases 107 to 958 code for a protein of 283 amino acids.
UAUUGAUGUACUUGAGCUACCCAACACUCCAAUCUCCGAUCUAUGCAGCGGUUUAAUCUGGAGGAGGGCGUAAGGUUCGUUCAUUUUUCACGAAGAUAAAAAGGAUAUGGAAUUCGCCGGGAAAGAAGUGGUUGUCAUCUCCGGCUGUUCCGACGGAGGCAUAGGCCACUCCCUCGCCCUAGCCUUCGCCGAUCAGGGCUGUUUGGUAGUUGCAACCAGCAGGUCCCGCUCCUCAAUGGCGGAUCUGGAGCACGAUCCCAGGUUUUUCUUACAAGAACUCGAUGUCCUGUCCGACCAAAGCGUCGAGCGAUUAACGUCUCUUGUUAUCGAAAAAUUCGGUCGAAUCGAUAUUUUGGUGAACAACGCUGGCGUUCAAUGUAUUGGCCCUAUUGCCGAGGUUCAUCUUUCCGCUAUGCAGAACGCCUUCAAUACCAAUGUUUUCGGGACUAUGAGAUUGAUUCAAACCGUGGUUCCUCACAUGGCAUCACGAAGAAAGGGGAAGAUUGUGAAUUUGGGAAGUGUCACCGUAUUGGCGCCUCUUCCAUGGGCUGGUGCUUAUACCGCAUCCAAAGCUGCUAUUCAUUCCAUUUCUGACUGUCUGAGGAUGGAGCUCAAGCCCUUUGGAAUCGACGUUAUCAACGUUGUCCCAGGAGCCAUUAAAUCAAACAUUGGCAACUCUGCCAUUGCCGGCUUUAAUCAGAUGCCCGAGUUGAAGCUAUUCAAGCCCUUUGAAGCUGCAAUUUUAGCCAGAGCCAAUGCCUCGCAAGGCCCUAAAGCCACCCCUACUGCCGAGUUUGCCAAGAAGACGGUCGCCGCCAUUCUUAAAACGAAGCCAUCUCCUUGGUUCUCUUAUGGAGGCUAUUCCACCCUCAUGGCUGUUAUGUACCAUUUGCCGAUCUUCCUCAAGGACUUAAUUGUAGAAUUUCUCUCUAAACGAUUUUUGAAUAGCAAAAAAUAGUUGUGUGUAUAUGGUGAGAUAGAGGUGAAUCUGAUUCGAAUUGAUUUUAUAUUUGGUGAAAAUUAUGGUCAUUUUGUAAUAAAGAAUUAGAAAAUUACAAGAUUA